ACCACCUUUCAUUUCAUCAGCCUCAACAAUCUCAUUCAACUUUCUUUUCUAGUCAUUUAUUUUCCACUGAAAAACCAACACAUUUGCAAGUUCAUUCCUCAGCAGCUAUGGCCACUGCCUCCUCAGCCUCUGCUGCUCUUAGAACCAUUUCUUCCUCUGCUAAGCUAACCUCUAGCUUUCCAACUACUGCUGCUUCUCAAAAGAUCCGAUUUUUUAAACUCCCUAACCCCCUCAUUUCUCAAUCUCUUAAACUUAGCACCUCCACCAACCCCAGAUCAUUUCAUUGCAAGAGCCAGAGCAGCUCAACAGAUUCCACAGCCACUAAAGUUCAACAACUUAGUGUCUACGAGCUCAAUGAACGUGACCGUGGUAGCCCUGCCUAUCUUCGCUUGAGCCAAAAGACUGUCAAUUCCCUUGGAGAUCUUGUCCCCUUUAGCAACAAACUAUAUACCGGAGACCUAAAGAAGAGAAUUGGAAUAACGGCUGGACUCUGCAUUCUGAUCAAACACGAAGAGGAAAAGAAAGGGGAUCGGUAUGAAGCUAUUUACAGCUUCUAUUUCGGCGAUUAUGGUCACAUCGCCGUUCAAGGAUCGUACUUGACUUACGAGGAUACUUAUCUUGCUGUUACCGGCGGAUCCGGUAUCUUUGCAGGGGUUUCCGGUCAAGUGAAAUUGCAGCAAAUCAUUUUCCCUUUCAAGCUAUUUUACACUUUUUACUUGAAGGGUAUUCCCGAUCUCCCGGCUGAGUUGCUAGUUACGGCGGUUCCUCCGUCGCCGACGGUGGAGCCAGCACCUGAAGCUAAAGCUUGUGAGGCUGGGGCCACUGUGAAAAAUUUCACUAAUUGAAUGGGGUGUUGAUGUGCAAGUUCGACUUUCCUUGGGGUCAUUUCCGGAAAUGAUGAAACUGUAGGAUAAAUAAUUAUUGUCCUUUAUAUUUUGCCUUUUUGGUAUCUUAAUUAUUGUAGUUUGUUUAACUAUUUUGUACUCCAUUAUGUAAUGCCCAAUCUUCAUUACUGGAUUUUUUCUCCCAAUGUAAGUUCAUCUUUUUCUCUUGA
Nicotiana attenuata is the source of this 1054-nucleotide messenger RNA. RefSeq names its product allene oxide cyclase, chloroplastic-like. The transcript is spliced from 3 exons. The coding region runs from base 108 to 845 and encodes 245 amino acids. Gene Ontology annotation, biological process: jasmonic acid biosynthetic process. Lineage: Eukaryota; Viridiplantae; Streptophyta; Magnoliopsida; Solanales; Solanaceae. The record is from RefSeq and is a predicted model, not a curated record. Gene Ontology annotation, molecular function: allene-oxide cyclase activity.